Messenger RNA from Mauremys mutica (yellowpond turtle), 8462 nucleotides. RefSeq names its product adhesion G protein-coupled receptor F5 (gene ADGRF5). NCBI's taxonomy places the organism in Eukaryota, Metazoa, Chordata, Testudines, Geoemydidae. Bases 500 to 4387 code for a protein of 1295 amino acids. Gene Ontology annotation, cellular component: membrane. The transcript has 20 exons. The record is from RefSeq and is a predicted model, not a curated record. Gene Ontology annotation, biological process: G protein-coupled receptor signaling pathway; cell surface receptor signaling pathway. Gene Ontology annotation, molecular function: G protein-coupled receptor activity.
CAUGUAAGCAGCCUGUGAAAGAUUACUUCCCACUCUCAACAGGAAAUGAGCGAAACUUUGCCAAGUUGGCUAGGGUUUCUGCAAACCAAACAACUCAGUGCUGCAUUCCUAACCUCUCUUCUCCAUCUGACUCUGCACCUCUGCCCCCAGCACCAUUAUCCAGGAUGAGGGCAACCCUCCAAUAACAAAACAGCAUGCACUCGUGAUGAAGACGUGGGAAGGGGCGGUAAAAUUCGGUGAAAAGCCUGUUUCAGUCAAAGGUGGUGACUGGGCCAAAAGUGUCAGAAUACCAUGUGAGAGGUGGUGGUUGUGCUAUUUCCUGCCCAGCGAGAUCUGCAAGAUACUACCGUUCUCACGAAAGAGCCUCUGCUUGAGUGCCCCUUCCAUUACCAGCUGCCAAACCGUCUCCCUCCCUUGUGUCCAAUCUCUCCUCAACCUCAAGGAGACAGGGUAAAAAACAGCUGUGUCUUCCUGAUGUCACUGAGCUAUAGAGGAGUCCAUGGGAAAACAAAGGACAGAGACUGAGACUGAAGCUCACACUUGGCCAGGAAGCGCCUUACCCAUUGCAGGAGAAAGACUGCUCAGAGGAGCCUGGCACUCGCUUUCCUUCAGGUUCUGCAAUAAAAUAUUGGGUGAAAUGCCAUCCCUGGGCAUUACAGUCUUCUGCUUCCUGCUUCUAAUUGUCACCACGUCUACCCAUGCUUCGAUGGAAGUUAAUUUUGACCCAUUCCUCUCUCUCUCACCUGACGGCGAAAAUGGAACCAAAGAGAAUGUCCCAACAAAGCUGCACAGGCAGAAGCGACAGGUAGCUACAUUUGGCCUUUCCCCUAUGGAAUACAAGAUUGACAUUGAGAUCAGUUAUACAGAUCCAUCUCUCUUGGAAGCCAUCAAAGAUUAUUUCAAGAAUCUUAGUUUUCCAGUCAUACUAAACACCUUAGAUGCAGCAAUGAACAUUUCAAGCCUCAAUGUUACUACAGUAUGCAGUCUCACCAAUAAUAAUGAGACCCGUUGUUCUUGUGAAAGUGGGUACAGAUGGCCAACUGCAGUGUGCAGUGCCAACACAAUCUGUCCUAGUACCAUCCCAACACAAGAGGAGAUCUGUGACUGUAUCACACAGGUGCCUUCUCAAGGAUCCUCUUGUCAGCUUCAGCCUAAAGGUCAAACCAACUUCUCUGUGUCCCCUGAGGACAUUUUCCAGGGGGAUACAGUAAAAAUGAAGUGUGAGCUACGGUUGGAUGCAGGGAAUGUGACCUGGUAUCAUUCUGGACAUGUAAUCUUGAAUAGCUUCCGGCAUUCAAUAUAUACAAUAAUUAUAGAAGAAACUACAAAGUCAGUUCUGGAAAUUACCAGUGUUACACAGGAUGAUACCGGUCCUUAUACUUGCGUUUUCAUAGACAGCAGCGUGAACUCCACAUUGGAAUUUAAAGCAACACGCAAUAUAACAGUAGCUCCAAUAAACAUCGUGCAAUCAGGAAACACUGAGGUUAUAUGUAACGGUACCAAAGUAUCGCUGAGCUGCUGCAUUGAUGGAAAUAUACAAUCCUUUACUACUACCUGGAGGCCAAAUACAGGCCACUCUGGGAUUGUUUAUUUCAAUACAGGAACCAUCAGUUUCACUCCAAACUGUACUAAGUACACUCUCCAAGCCAAUCAUUCUCAGUGCCCAAGCCCAUCUGAUAGUGAGAUAAUGUACACGUGUGAGCUGAGCACGGGGAAAGGCGCCAUCAGAAGUAAAACCAUCAACGUGACAUAUUUACGAAUAGCAAAUCUAAAAAUAUCUUCAAGCACAAAAGCUCAAGUUUCUGAGGGACACAGUUUUAAUCUAACAUGCACCAACGAUGUGAGCAAUUGCAACAAUGUCAUCUGGAAAAUCCAGUCUCAAAUGAUAGACUCUCGGCUAUACAGCUGUAAGAACUCCACAAGCGAAGCCAGGUCCAUACUCACAGUGAACUCUGCCACUCAGGCCUGGAAUGGCACCUAUACGUGCACAUUAUUUCAGAAGUCUUUGUCAAGUUCUGCUAGUACAACGGUUGAGAUUGUUCCUCUGCCUCUGAAACAGAAUAUUGUACUGGAUCCCAUUCAAGGAUUUAUACAAUGCAAUGUACCUCAGGUCCUAAAGUGCUGCAUAAACGGAACGGAAAACUAUGAUGUUACAUUCGCAGUUCAACAAAGGGAAUUUAAGGGUGUGAAAAACACACAAGGUAACCAAGUGUGCUACACAUACAGUUACACAGAAAGCUGCAACUCAAAGUCAGAUGUCGUGGCAUAUUGUACCUUUGUUAACCGCAUUCAAGAUAAGGUCACAAGUUCACCUAUGAAACUAAGUAUUAUACUAGAAAAUAAAGUUACGUGCUCAGGCAGCAUUGGUGUGGGACAGCAAGGAGCACAGAUAACAAAACCAUGCCCAGCGUCUCAAGGUGUGAAUGGCAUGAGCAUCACCGUUAGAGGGACUGUAAUCUAUGUGUGUAACAACAAAAACUGGGAGGUUGUGAGAAACAGCUGCAUAUCUGACCGAAUAAACACACUGCUCAGUAAUGCUGAGUCUUUGGUGUAUGGUCCACAGGCAGAAGAACAGCUACCCACAUAUCUUGAGACUCUUCAUAAUACUACACUAAAGGAACAACAAGAAAUAAACACUUCACCUGCAAACCUGGUGGCAGUAAUUACCAUUCUGGAUUUGGUUUCAAAGAUCCCAACAGAAGCAAAGCCACACACAAUGGAAAAUUUCCUCUCUACAGUGAACAUUAUUGUCGACAAUUCCACAAUACCUGCCUGGAAAGUUCUGAACAAUCAGCAAGCAGAGAACAGUUCUCGGUUACUGAAUUCAGUGGAGAAAUUUUCCCGGUCCCUCCGGCCAGCUAAUAAUACCAUUCCUUCGAUCACCAACAGCAACCUUCAGCUGCAAGGUAUAGUUAAAACAGAAAAUAGCACGUCAGACUAUAAUAAGAGCUUUACUUUCUCCAAUUCAGCAAACCUCAGCGGUAAUGUGCUAAUUAAUAGUAAUAUCAUUAAGAAAUUGGUUGAAAACUCGACCGUCAUCUCCGUGGCUUUCUCAACCCUCAGAUAUAUUCUGCCCAACCCCAAUGAGACAGAUAGGGAUGUGAAUGGCUUGGUGAUGAUGACAACAAUGAACAGCACGCUCUUUCCGGAGUUCCAGAUCUCUCUGACAUUUGCCAAAAGCAAUUCUUCCCUGAAAGAGCCCCAGUGUGUCUUCUGGAACUUCUCUCACUCUGCUGCUGAAGGAGGAUGGGAUGACACUGGUUGUGACCCGAAGGAUGAAGGAGACAGUGUCAUUUGCACCUGCAAUCACUUGACUUCGUUCUCAAUUCUGAUGUCAUUCGACCAGGGGUCCUCCCCUUCUGGAGCCGUACUGCAGUCACUAGAUUACAUUACCUACAUCGGCCUGAGCAUUUCCAUAGUGAGCUUGAUUAUCUGCAUAAUAAUUGAAUCCCUGGUAUGGAAAUAUGUGACCAAAAACAGAACCUCCUACAUGCGUCACGUCUGUAUAUUGAACAUAGCUGUGUCUCUUCUGCUUGCAGACAGCUGGUUCGUUGUCACUGCCUUCAUACAAGACAAAAAGGAGCUAGUGAAUGGGAAUGUCUGCAUAGCUGCCACCUUUUUCAUUCACUUGUUCUACCUCAGUCUCUUUUUCUGGAUGCUUGCCCUGGGCCUCAUGAUCUUCUAUCGCCUUGUCUUCAUUUUACAUGACACUAGCAAGACCAUCCAGAAAGCUGUAGCAUUCUCUUUGGGAUACGGGUGCCCUCUUAUUAUAUCAGUCAUCACCAUAGCUGUCACUCAGCCGCAUAACACUUACAUGAGGGAAAAUGCCUGCUGGCUCAACUGGGAGAAAAGCAAAGCUCUCCUUGCCUUCAUUAUACCCGCGCUGAUCAUUGUGGCUGUGAAUUCAAUCAUUGCUGUUGUAAUCCUAGUCAAAAUACUAAGGCCUGCCAUUGGGGAGAAGCCAAGCAAGCAGGAGAGGAGCUCCUUGAUUCAAGCCAUCAAAAAUGUUGCCACUCUGACGCCGCUAUUUGGCCUUACCUGGGGAUUUGGAGUCGCAACCCUUAGCAAUGACAGCCCAAUAGUAUUCCAUAUACUAUUUACUCUCCUCAAUGCUUUCCAAGGAUUAUUCAUUCUGGUGUUUGGAACUCUCAGGGACAAGAAGGUAGUAGAAGCCUUGCAGAACAAAUAUUCACUUGGAAGAUGGAGUACGCAGCAAACAAAGUCAACGUCCCUGGGUGAUUCUACCCCCGUGUUCUCCAUGAGCUCUCCAUUCUCAGGAGCACUAAACAACUUAUUUGGCAAAGCAGGAAAAUACAAAAUUUCUGCCACAGAAGCAACAGGUUCGUUUGGUGAGCACACCUCCAACAUAUAUUCUGAGCUUCACUGAUGUGUUGCAAACGUUGAACCAAGAAUGUGUGAAAGGACCUGGGUCUUUUUGUGAGCCAUACGUCAAAAGAAUGAAAAAAUACUCUAUGAAUCAUAGAGAAGUGGACAUCACCCAGACUGCACUGUGCCUUGGUGUGUUCUUUAACAAGCGUCCCUUCUACUUAACCUGUAUGGAAGUUUCAGGAUGUGGAAUGUUAAAGAGCACUAAUGCUAAAAAAUUUUAAACAUAUUCCGCAUAGGCUCCCCUUGAUCUCAGUGACAGUUGAAGGCGGUCAGCAUCAACGUGGAGGUGCUCAGCACUGCACAGAAUUGAGCCAUGACACUACAUGAUAAUACACUUCACAGGAUCUUAAUAAUUUCACUUUUCCAAUUUUCUGAAUGAUGCCAAAUGCAUACAUAUAUACACAAGUGCAUCCCAGCUCAUCUACUCACUCCUGUAGGGGGCAGGUGGUUUAGUAGUCUAAAUUUCUUGCUUGAGCUAUCUAGACUUCCUGGAAUACCAGGUUCAAACCCUAGAUGGGUUAGCUCAGAGUGCUGACCUUCUGAGACCUGGAGUACCCUGAUGAUUACUACAGGGAGGUCUGUCAGAGAUGUGACUUACUCUGUGUUUCUUACUCUGGUUUAACACUGAAGGCCCCCUAUGGGACUUUUGUAAGAACAUGAUGGCUUACCUUAUAUCCCUAGCUAAAAUUCCCCCUUCCUCAUGGGUAUAUAUUGUGUUAGGAGAUGGUUGGUUGCUGCACUCCACCCCACAGGUGGCUGCAUUCCUGUGGUGUAUGUAUAUAAGGUCCCAUCAUGUAAGCGCUCAGUGAUCUUCCAUUGACCACAGUGGUAGGCCCAAACUCGGAGGGCUUGCAGGAUCAGUACUACCAUAAAACACUUUGAGUGCCAGGCAGGAUGAAAGGUGUGUAAAUUAUUAUCACAGCGCUGAAUUUGUAGCUUCACAAUUGUUUCCAUGGCUGCAGAUUUUGAUGUCUUAAACCAGGAUUACGAGAGUUGCCUGCAAAACACUCAUGGCCAAAGACAACAUUGUUUGCAAUAAAAGGAACUCUUCAUGCAAAAUUUGGCAUAAGGUAUUUCACAAAUUCACCCAGUUCUGGAUUAGGGGCCAGAUUCACCACCAUUAUCAGUGGGUGCAACUCCAUUUAGCCUCAGUGGAAUUAGGCCCACGUACGCAUGUGGCGAAUUUGGUCCUGUGACUGCACUGUAGGAUGAAACCUGUGUUGUGGGGAGAGAGAUGUCACUGUUACACAGGGGUGUGGGAUGGUAGGAGAAGUAUUGGUCAAGCAAAUUCUUUAUACCGACAGCAAUUUACUUUUGCUUUAAAGUCUCCUCCAGUGUGAAAGUUCUUCUUUGAAAUGACCUCCUUAUUCUCAGAUCUUAGAAUAGGUGUGAAGUAUUGUAAGUGGGUUGUAGCUUCAGUGGCUAACAGGAAAUGGAUCCUGCAUUAAUGAGAACACUGCUGUGUGCUUGCCAGAUUAUUCCAGCCUCAUAAUGAGGACAAAGACCCUACUUCAGAAGAGUCCAUCCCUAUGCUGCUAAAGCACAGAGCAUGUGCUUCAUUUCAGGUGCUUCCUUCAGUCUCAUUGACGUCAGUGUGUUUCAGGGCUUUGCUGAGCAGGGACAGGUUGAAAUACAUGCUUCAGGGCUUUGCUGAAAAGGGACCGAAUGGGGAAUAUGUAACAAGCACAUCCCCAGCACAAGGAUGUGGGCUAAGACUGCAGUCAAGAUUCUCAGCCCUGCCUAAGUUCCCUAAAGCUGCCUCAAACGGGCAGCUGAGCCCCCCCCUAUGCAAGAGCAGUGCCAGGCCGUGGAUCAGGUGAAAGCAUCAACCCUGGCCUGCUGUGCUAAAUUUGUGACCUUGAACUGCUGUCAAUAACCACAUCCACCUCUAGGUGUGCCCCUCGCCAGCUCCCCUGCAGCAUCACUGCAAGGUGGAUUGUCCUCUGGGAAUGGGACUUUAUAGCAGAUCCCGAUGCCUUCAUCUGUCUGAGUGUGCGAGAGCAGCUGCCUGUGCCUGGUUAAGCAUGGGAUCAAAAUGCUUUUUCACUGAUUAAUGGUCCAGGACCUUUGGGAAGCUGGAGUGGAGAUAAUGAUUCUGAUUUGCACUACAUGGCUGUGCAAGGGGGAAAAAGGGGUGGUGAGAUCUCCCUUUGGCCUUUGUAUGGGCUGCUUGGACUCUGGGUCCAAAUGCAUAAGAGCAAGCAGUAUUCCUCUCUCCCUCCUUUUCUGGAGCAGGUGGCCUCGAAUGCUCAGAGCCUUGGUUCUGCCGCUCCAACUUGCUGGCCACAGUAGCAGAGCUAACACACGGAGGGUGGCAAAGGAGGGAAUUGCGACUCGAAGGGGAAUCUUUUGACACAGUGUUCCCCAGUGCUACCUGCGUAUGCCUAAAGUGCAGACUUAGCCUAUCAUCUGUAAAAUGCUUUGAAAUCCUGCAGUAUGAAAGGUGCUACAUCACAUACGACAAAUGUCAGCCUUAUAGCUGUGAUUGCGGACAUUCUCCUACAUAGAACUAACCUGCAGAAUUAGUAUUUGCUCAACAAUUCUGGAGUUUAUACACUGUAAAAUUCACAUUUCAUUGCUGUGAACUAUGAAAACUGUUGUGCCGUGAUUUCUUCACAGAGCCGCCCGGAGGAUUCAGAGGGCCUGGGGCAAAGCAAUUUGGGGGCCCCCUUCCAUAAAAAAAAGUUGCAAUAUUAUAGAAUACUAUAUUCUCGUGGGGGCCUCUGUGGGGCCCGGGGCCUGGGGCAAAUUGGCCCCCCUGGGCAGCCCUGUUUCUUCAUGACACUGUCAUGUACUAGCCACCUAAGCUUAGAGUAGGCUUGUUACAUUGCCCCAAGGAAGAUACAUUUAUGCAACAGCUGCAUUUUAGAAAGGUAAGUUUGUCAAGAAAAAUAAAACCCACAUUUAGCAGUCACACAGUCUCUUAAGGACUGACAUAAGCUAACGGGUUGUUAAACAACAUUAUCUACCAUCUGUCUGGAUAAUCCAGCUUUCUUUCCCUAGAUGGGGAUUCAGAAUUCAAAAAUGUACAAUAAAGUAUAUUCAAAAUCUAGGGGAAAUUUCCUUAAUCACCUCCCAUUCCAUUGCUUAAAAGAUUUUGCUUUGGGUCAAAUUCCGGUAAUUCCUGUGCAGCUUCUUUCAGUGUUAUUUUACAACCCUUGCUUUUUAAAAGAAGUAAUUGUUAAUGUCUUCCAUUUGUAGGAUACUGUCUAUAGUACUUUACAAAUGACAGCACUUUAUUUUUGUACUAUGAUUUUCUCCCUAAUACAGUAACUCCCCACUUAAAGUCGUCCCGGUUAACGUUGUUUCGUUGUUAGUUGCUGAUCAAUUAGGGAACAUGCUCGUUUAAAGUUGUGCAAUGCUCCCUUAUAAUGUUGUUUGGCAGCUGCCUGCUUUGUCCACUGCUUGCAGGAAGAGCAGCCCUUUGGCGCUACCUGGUGGCGACUUGGAACCAGGGUGGACCGGCAGCCCCCUCCCUCCUCCCCUAAGUUCCCUGUGUGGCAGCCACCCAGCAGGCUAUCAAUUGCCAGGCAGUUCAGCUGUCCCUCCCACCACUGUCAUGUGCUGCUCCUGCCUUCUGCCUUGGAGCUACUCCCAGGAGUCUCCUGCUUGCUGUGCGGGGGCGGCGGGGGGGUGAAGAGUGGUGCUAAUGUCAGGGUGUCCCCCUCCCCCCUGCUUCUGUACCCCCAUCUCCUGUACCUUAUCUCCACAGGGAGGGGGGACACUACAGGGCUCAGGACUGAGAGUGCUUGCUGGCAGCAGUUGCUGUCUCAACGUGCUAAUCUACUUAAAAAAGCAAUGCACUUAGCGUAGGGUCAGCAUACUUAAAGGGGCAAUGCACAUCUCUCUUUCUCACACACAGGGUGUGUGUCUCUGUCUCUGUCUGCCACGCUGUCUCCCCUCCCUCCAUGCGUGCUGCCUUGUAGAGUGUGAAGCGACAUUAACAACAUGUUAGCCCUUGAGUGCUAGUUCAUCAUUUAGCAGUAAGACAUUCCCUGGGAAAUAUCCCACCCUCUGACUUCACCAACUCAACCAAGCUUCACACUCAUCAUUGCUGUGUACAGUAUUUAAUU